Corticium candelabrum is the source of this 986-nucleotide messenger RNA. RefSeq lists its product as uncharacterized. The record is from RefSeq and is a predicted model, not a curated record. Lineage: Eukaryota; Metazoa; Porifera; Homoscleromorpha; Homosclerophorida; Plakinidae. The transcript has a single exon. The coding region runs from base 76 to 786 and encodes 236 amino acids.
GGUCCUGACUGGUCACCCAAGUCCAAUUUGAACCAGUUUUUCUUAGGCCGGUUUUGGAAAGACAAAAACCUUGACAUGCUCGUCAGCAUCUGCUUCCCACCAGGACUAUCCAGAUACAAUCCAAUCGAACACUUGUGGUCUCCUUGUUCUAAAUGGCUGGCUGGAGUGUCUAUUCCUGCUUGUCUUCCGGACGAAACGGUACCACCUACCCUGCAAUCAAUUGAUGCAGAGCAGAGAGCUGAGAAGGAAAGAGCAGUCUUCAAUAAUGCCUUAGAUCGAUUGAAUAUGUAUUGGAAUGGCAAAGUGCAUGACAAUUUCCGGGUGUCAUCAAUUGGCAUACAAGGGACUGAUGGUUCUCAUGACAGACAGCUGAAACACACAGACUUUGAAGAGGUCAGAGAAAUGUUCAAGGCUCCUAUGAAGUCUAUCAAGAGUGACAAACAAAAGUGCAAACUACUAGAAGAGUGGAGGUACUAUGUGAAGCAUAUGGAUAGGAGAUGGGGACUGGUGUGUUUUCGAAAGGGAGCUUGCGGUGACAUGUCCUGUGACUGCACAACUGUUGAGAUGAGUGCCAAGAACGUCAUGAAACUGCCCAACAGUGACAGAUGGUUAAUACCACCAAUAACACCUGAUCCUGAAAAUCCUGGGCAUUGCAUGACAUUCCGCCAACUGUCCAAAGCAUUAGCUUUUAGUAGCCCAGAUCAGCAUAUGAAGAGUGUGAUGAAUGUCAGUUGUGGCAAAUGCAGGUUUGUCUUUACUAGUGAAUCCGAUCAAAAAAGCACAUAAAAUUGGUACACGGUGGAGUCAGGUGCUUGGAAAGUCAGACAGAAUCAAGCCGUCCAACGGAAAAGAAAGUGCACAAGUGUCCACUGUGUGAGGAGCACUAUCCGUCGAGGUACCAACUGAUGAAGCAUCAGGACCAGGAGAAGCACAAGUUAAAACGGGGAAGACCAGGAAAGACUGGAAACAAGUGACAGAACAGUGUU